This is a messenger RNA of Hippopotamus amphibius kiboko, 1075 nucleotides long. RefSeq names its product MKRN2 opposite strand (gene MKRN2OS). The record is from RefSeq and is a predicted model, not a curated record. The transcript has 4 exons. NCBI's taxonomy places the organism in Eukaryota, Metazoa, Chordata, Mammalia, Artiodactyla, Hippopotamidae. Bases 1 to 741 code for a protein of 246 amino acids.
AUGGAGGACAUUUGCUGGCCGUGUAAUGAGGAAAAGGAAGUCCUAGGGAACUCGCCCCUGCUUGCCCAGGAGGGGAAAGCCAUGCAGUGCCCAGAGGCCGGGAAGCCUAUAAUCAAAUUCAACCACUGUCAGAAGUACAUCUACAGCUUCAGCAUGCCGCGGUGCUGCCCUCUCUGCCGUCAGGACGUGGGCUCCAGGAAGCUGGAGGAAGCACCUGUCAGCAUCUCUAAUCCGUUUACCGAUGGGCAUCAAGAAAAGUGUUCAUUCCUCCUCAGACCAACUCAAGGGACGUUUCUUAGGGAGUAUGACGGAAGGUCUGAUCUUCACGUGGGAAUAACCAACACGAACGGGGUCGUGUAUAAUUACACGGUGCGCGGUGUCCAGCGGGAUGAAGCGGGCUGGGAGCAGAGUGUGAGCAUCCCGCUUGUGCAGCCUGGCAUGUUUGGACUGAUGGACCAGUGGGACAAGUACCUGGAAGACUUCUCCACCACGGGGGCCUGGCUGCCUCACAGGUAUGAAGAGGACCACCACAACUGCUACAGCUACGCCCUCAAGUUCAUUAACUGCGUCCUGGCCACAGAGGGCGAGGAGCAGCUGGACAGGGAUGAGUUCACAGAGAAGUUUGUGAUCCCGAGGACAAGGAAGGCCUCCAAGUACAUCACGCUCUACCGUGCGAUAGAAGAGUGCGGCUUCUACAUCACCGACACCCCUGGUCCCCAGACGAGCCCGCAUCGCGCCUGAGAGCAGCCAGGAUGGGAUGCCCAGCGGGGUUCCUGCCCGGAACAGCUACUAGGUCUCUACAUGCCUUAAACUGUGGUUAAUAAAAAAGAGUUACGGCUUUCCUUUAUGCAUAUUUCAGCUUACUGCAGCAUAAGAAUUUACAAAAUUAAUAAAAUUGCCCUGGGUUUUCAAAAUUGUAGGGAAUACAACUUCCAUAGUAGUUCAGGGUCCACAUUACAGCAUAAAGUGGCAGCAUCUUUCAUUCACAGAGCGAUGAGAACUCUUCCUAUAAAUUAAUUAGUGCUGAACAAAUUCACCUUUCAAUGUGAAUCCAGAAAGCGGGGAUUUGUAGGAA